This is a messenger RNA of Sitophilus oryzae (rice weevil), 2471 nucleotides long. RefSeq names its product solute carrier family 35 member E2B-like. Gene Ontology annotation, molecular function: antiporter activity. Lineage: Eukaryota; Metazoa; Arthropoda; Insecta; Coleoptera; Curculionidae. Bases 124 to 1191 code for a protein of 355 amino acids. The record is from RefSeq and is a predicted model, not a curated record. Gene Ontology annotation, cellular component: Golgi apparatus. The transcript is spliced from 5 exons.
UGGGGUUAUAAACAAAUUGUUUUGACGUAACGUAACUUUUUUCCACAUAAACCUUUCUUCAAAUCUCAUUAAAAAACAGAGAUUAUCGCGAUGAACACGCAGAUUAAACUGAAUAGGUAGAAAAUGGAAAAUCUAAUUCCCCAAAAUGAAAAGAAAGUGGAAUCGAAUGGUGUUCAAAAAGAGAAAAAUCAAAAACCGGAACCGCUAAACAAUUCUCUGGUGGCCCAGCCAGCGAAAAGGGGCCUCCGUAAUAUCAGAGCCAUCAUAUUUCUUUUAUUGUGGUAUUUUUUCAGCGGUUGCACGUUGUUUUUGAAUAAGUACAUUCUAACGUCCCUUAAUGGAAAUCCAACGGUGUUAGGUGCAUGCCAAAUGCUUAUGACCGCCAUGUGUGGCUUUAUUCAGCUGUAUUUUCCAUGCGGAAUGUACAAAACGUUACACCGACUUAGUAAACCACCUGGGUUUUAUAAACAUAUGAUUUUUGUAGGCUGUACUAGGUUUUUAACGGUCGUUCUAGGUCUGGUAGCGUUGAAUUUCGUAGCUGUUAGUUUUACAGAAACUAUUAAGAGCUCAGCUCCGUUAUUUACUGUGUUAAUAUCUAGAUUUAUAUUAGGUGAACAGACUGGUUUAUAUGUAAAUCUCAGCUUACUGCCCGUUAUGGCGGGGUUAGCUUUGUGUUCGAUAAAUGAAGUUAGUUUCGAUGCUAUAGGAUUCAUGGCAGCUAUGGCUACAAAUUUAACUGAAUGUAUACAGAACGUAUACUCGAAAAUGUUACUGUCAGGGGAUAAGUUUAAGUAUAACCCUGCAGAAUUACAGUUUUACACUAGCGUAGCCAGUAUUGUGAUACAAGUACCGGCAACUCUGUUCCUUACAGAGUUGAAUCUAUCAAAUAUUAGUUAUAAUGUGGUACUGUUCUUUGUAUUGAAUGGAGUGUUUUUUCACUUUCAAAGUAUUACAGCGUAUGUUUUGAUGGAUUACAUUAGUCCAGUUACACACAGUGUGGCUAAUACAGCAAAACGUGCGUUUUUAAUAUGGCUGUCAGUAUUUAUGUUUGGCAAUCCAGUAACACCACUAAGUGGCCUGGGUACCAUCACUGUCAUUGUGGGAGUUUUCCUGUAUAUCGUGGCUCAAGAACGUGAUGAUAAAGUGUUAUCAUCAGCUAAUUUAAUCCAAAAACGAAUCAGGAAAAUAUGAAUGGUCGGAAUUUACAACGUAGUAUUUAUUUUUUCGUACUAGAGGAAAAAAACCUAAUUAUUUUUCAGGCAAGAUGAAUCUUAGAUUUUAUUUAAUUAUUGUUAAGAGAUUGUAAGUUUUUAUCGUUACCCUUUUUUAGUAAAAAAAUGUGUUUUAAGUGGUUGAAAAUAAAAUUCGAUGUUAGGGACGUCCAUGAUUAUCGAGACAUGAAAAUAUCGAUAGUAGGGACGGCCAACAUUAUCGAUAUAUUAAAAUAUCGAUAGGUAUCUAAAAUAUCGAUAUGGUAAUAGUUUUGUUAAUUUUCAAACAAAAUAUUUACGGCUAUUUUUCUUGACCAAUUUUUUAAAUGUAAAUAUUUUUUAACGGUUCUCAAGUUGCAACCGACGUCCUCUAUUAUUGUACCACCCUGUAUAUACGGAGUAUAAUCCACGCGUCGUCACAGUAUACGCUUUUUGAAUAAAACUUUGUUUCAAGUAGUUAAAAAUAUUCGAUAUUAGAGACGUCCUAGAUUAUCGAGGUAUUAAAAUAUCGAUAGCUAUUUAAAAUAUCGAUAUUGUCCGUAGUUUUACCAGCUUUCAAACCUAAUUAAUUACACCGAAAGUUUAUUUCUUUUCGUUCUAUCAUUAACUCCUUUGUUUUAUUUAACUACCCUGUACAUAAGCAGUAAAAUCCACGUGACGCCACAACACUCACUUUUCUUGAUAAAACUGUGUUUAAGGGUUGAAAAUUUUUUCUAUAUUAGGGACGUCUAAAUACAUCGAUAUUCCAAAGAAUCGAUAGUUGUUUCGAAAUAUCGAUAUCGUCUAUACUUUUGCCACCUUUCAAACAAUUUUUAGAGCAAUUUUUCUUUACCUAUGAAUAUUUGUUCCUUUAGUUCAAUUCAUUAACGGUUACCGAGAUACAGCGAACGUUGUCUAGUAUUGGAACCACCCUGUAUAUACUCAGUAUAAUCCACGCUACAUCACAUUAUACACUAGAGAAUAUCAGAUAAUUAAACAUUUUCAACCACUUAAAACAUACCUUUACCUUUUUUUUAUUUUAAAGAUGUUAAUUUUAUAAACUUGUUGAAUUAUAGCGAAAGUAGAUACUUAAUAAAAAAACCCGUACUAUAAUACUUCAAUAUUCUAAAUAUUGUUUGUUAAAUGUUACAAAUAAUGCAAUAUACGUUUAAAAAAGUCAUUUUUAAAUAUAAUAAAUUAUUUUUUGGAGUGAUCAAGAUACAUCACAUUCCAAUAUUUAUAGAGAUUUUUGAGAGAUUAUAACUUUUUUAUACCUUACAA